Molecule: messenger RNA, 2209 nt
Organism: Mytilus trossulus (common blue mussel)
Lineage: Eukaryota; Metazoa; Mollusca; Bivalvia; Mytilida; Mytilidae
Product: deoxynucleoside triphosphate triphosphohydrolase SAMHD1-like
Exons: 16
Coding region: 31-1674 (547 amino acids)
Biological process (GO): dGTP catabolic process; defense response to virus; regulation of innate immune response
Cellular component (GO): nucleus
Molecular function (GO): dGTPase activity
Source: RefSeq, a predicted model, not a curated record
GAACAUAACAUAUCAGGAAAAGUAAUAGACAUGAUAACAGAAGAAAAACUAACAGAAAUGGGUAUAGAUAAAAUUGGUGAUAGGUUAGAAGCUUUGAAGUUCAUCAGAGGUAUUUCUGAACAGCACCAGAGAAAGGUAUUUAAUGAUCCCGUCCAUGGUCACACAGAAAUCCACCCCCUAUGUGUAAAGAUAAUUGAUACUCCACAGUUCCAAAGGCUGAGAUAUUUAAAACAGCUAGGUGCUUGUUACUUUGUUUAUCCUGGUGCUGGUCAUAAUAGAUUUGAACACUGUAUUGGUGUUUGUCAUCUAGCUGGACAGUUAGCUCGGACAUUGAAGAAAAGACAGCCAGAAUUAGACAUAACAAAUAAAGAUGUCUUGUGUGUAGAAAUAGCAGGCCUAUGUCAUGAUUUAGGUCACGGACCCUUUUCACAUUUAUUUGAUGGAAAAUUUAUACCGACAGUGAGACCAACAUUGAAAUGGAAGCAUGAAGAUGCCUCUGUUAAGAUGUUUGAUUACCUGAUCGAGGAGAAUGAACUGAGAGAAGAGUUUGAGAGAUUUGGUUUGACAGAACAGGAUAUUAAAUUCAUAAAGGAACAGAUUGGUGGUCCCUUAAAAAAGAAUAAAAACGAAUGGCCUUAUCAAGGUAGAGAGGAAAAGAAAGGCUUUUUGUAUGAGAUAGUAGCAAAUAAAAGAAAUGGUAUAGAUGUAGAUAAAUGGGACUACUUUGCCAGGGACUGUCAUGGUUUAGGAAUAAAGAACAACUUUGAUCACCACAGGUUUAUGAAGUUUUCAAGGGUGUUGAAAGUAGAUGGUUCACUACAGAUCUGUUCUAGAGAUAAGGAAGCUGAUACAGUUUACAGCAUGUUUCAGAUAAGAGCAACAUUACAUAGAAGGGCUUACCAACAUCGAGUCUGUAAUGCUAUAGAAACUAUGAUAACAGACGCCUUCAUUCAUGCAGAUAAGAAAGGGAUUAUACCAGGGAAAGAUGGAAAACUUGUAAGAUUAUCUGAGUGUAUAGAUGACCCUGUAGCCUAUACCAACCUCAACGACAGUAUUUUCCAUGUGAUUCUUAUGUCUGCCGACCCAGAACUUGCCAAGUCCAGAGAAAUAUUACAAAGAAUUGAACGUAGACAGUUAUACAAAUGUGUAGGGGAAACAACUCCAACUGAAGGAAAAACAAAGGAUGAUGUAUCAAAAAUCAAAAAAGAGAUCAUGUCAUGUAUUGAAGAGGAGUCACGUCACAAGUUACUUCCUAAUGACUUAGUUGUUCAUCUAGUGUACUUAGAUUAUGGAAUGAAGACAGAAAACCCCAUUAAGAACGUCAGAUUUUAUAACAAGAAUGAUGUAACUAAAGCAGUUAUUUUAGACAAACACCAUGUAUCACUUAUGUUGCCUGGAGUCUUUGCUGAACAGUUGAUUCGACUAUAUUGUAAGAAGACUGAUGAGGAAAGUCUAAUGAUAGCCAGGGAUUGUUUCCAGAAAUGGUGUAAUGAUACAGGUCUUCUCUCUCUGUUGUAUAUCAAGAAGUCCCUGCUCAAACUUGAUAUGAAACAGGAUUCCCUGACACCUGAUAAAGACCUGAAUGGUAUGCAUACUCCAGACAAGAAGAUAUCUACAGAAUCUAAAUCUACACCGGUAUCUGCUGGAAAGUUCAAACAAAAACUGUCAUUUUAAGUCAGGACAUCACAGUAUUUAUAUACGUUUACUGUUUUAUUUAACAUUGUUUAUCUGUCUCAACUUAAGGUUUGAAAUUUGCUAAAUGCAAUAUUUAUCAUACUGGAUGAAUAUCUUAAACACAUGUAAAGUUAAUACUUGUAUCAAUGAAUUUUCUUCUGUAACUAUUUUUGUUAUAUUUUAUGAAGUGAAGUUUCUCAUACUAAGGAAUAGAGCAAGUUAUUUGAUAUAACUAAGACUAAAGUGUUACCAUACUAUUAAGAUGUACUAUGUUUGUUAUAAUUGUUUUUGUUAAUGAUUAAUUGUAAGUAGUUAGGGACAACAUCAAAAGUUCAAUGAAAUAUAAAAAAAAUCAUUUAGAUUUUUCUCUGACCCCCCUACCCCCCUCUUAACUUAAUUUGGGAAAAAUUGAUUGCCUAAUAAGGAUAUAUGUAAAAUCGAUGUCAAUUUAUACAAAACUUGCAGCAAUUUGACCCCCACCCCCAAACUAUUUGAAUUAAGUUUUUUAUCCUUCAUUGAUUUUUUGAUGUAGUCC